Molecule: messenger RNA, 2852 nt
Organism: Dictyostelium purpureum
Lineage: Eukaryota; Evosea; Eumycetozoa; Dictyosteliales; Dictyosteliaceae
Exons: 7
Coding region: 375-2825 (816 amino acids)
Biological process (GO): regulation of ARF protein signal transduction
Molecular function (GO): guanyl-nucleotide exchange factor activity
Source: RefSeq, a predicted model, not a curated record
AAUUUUAUUAAAACACACAAAUAAUUUUAUAUAUAUAAACUUUAAAAUCUAUUUUAUUCAUUUAUAGAAACAAUAAUAAAUAUUGAUGUGGAAUUUAAUUUUAUCAUUAUUAUUUAAUUUUCAAAAAAUAAUAAUAAAAUAUAUGGAAAUACAAUAAAACUUCAUUUUUUCAUCUAUCUAUAAUAAUAAAAACAAUAACAGUAGUAAUAAAUACAACAGUAUAGAAUAAAAUAAAGACUCAUAAUUGAAUAUUUUUUAAUAACAAUAAAAUAAAAAAAAAAAUCAAUUUAGAAAUUUAAAUAUAAAUUUUUUUUUUUUUUUUUGUAAAUAAUCACCAAAAUAUAUGUAUAAUAAACAUCAGAUUUUUUAAUAGAAUGAGCAGUCCAAGUCCUUCACCACUAACAACAGAAGAGGAUCCUCAUCACUUUAGCAAUAAUUUAAAUAACAAUACUAGUAUAAAUAAUAUAAACAAUACAAAUAUAAAUAAUGAAAAUAUUAUUGAAGAAAACAACAUCAAUAUAAAUAUAAAUAGCAGUAAUAGUAGUUUAAAUAAAAAUAUAAAUAAAGAAGAAAUUGAAAAUAAUAACAGUAAUAUUAGUAAUAAUAAAAUUUCUUUUGAUAAUAUAAUAAAUGAAAAGCAAGAAAGUAACAAUAAUAUUAAUAGCAAUCUAACUGAUAAUGAUAGUGAUGAUAGUAACAUGUCAUCAUCCUCAUCACCCCAAACUUCAAUACCAAUGCAACACCAAAAUAAAACAAGAAAACAAAGUAAUAAUAAUUUUCAAUAUAUCACUGAUAAUAACUCUAUAGCAUCUUCAUCAUCAAACAUUAAUAGCCCAGCUGGUCUUGUACAGACACCUUAUACACCAGAUGGUAUAACUAUCAAACGUCCAAUAAUGUCAUCAAGCAAUUUAGAACGAAAAAAAUCAUUUUUUACAGAGGAUGGGGAUGAUAAAAAUAUUCAUGAAAAAGAUACCAAUUUAAAAUCAACAACCUUUUCACCAAAGCUAAGUUCAAGGGCAAUUACACCUCCAAAAAAACCUUCAAUGUUUCCCUGUUUAGUUAUUGUAUUAUUUGAAAUUUUAAUUGGUUUGGGUACUGUUUAUCCCUUAGUAAUAGGUAUAAUAAGAAGUCAUACAACUCUUUUAAUAUAUGGCUGUUUUGGUGCCAUUUUUUUUGUAUUUGCUGUAUCUGGUUUUCUUUCUCUUUUAAAUUUAAGACCAACUUUAUUAAAAAUUUAUUAUUAUUGGAAAUUUGCCUCUCUAGGUUUUAUCAUUUUAGUAACCAUUGCAGUUGGACUAUUGUCUUAUUAUGACGAACCAUUAGUCUCGUCAUGGUGGGCAAGUUUAAUAUUGGCAAUAGGUAUUGCAAUACUUUUUUAUAUGUGGACGAUUACUUGUAUACUAUGGGUAAAGCCAUUUAUUAAAGAAAUUAGAUCUGUUGAGUCAGUGGUUCUUAAAGAGAUUGUAGAUGAAGAAAAUACUAAGGAUGUCUCUAGUGAAUUAGAAAUUGACCAAUUGGAUCAACUUACAACAAAGCCUCAAUAUGGUAUUGUUCAACCUGAAGAGCCAUUAAGAAUAGCAAUGAGAAAAUUCAAUAAAAAUCCAGAUACUGGAAUUCAAUUUAUAACAGAAAAAAAUAUAUUGGAUCAAACCCCCUAUAAAGAUAUUGUUACAUUUCUUUAUCAUGUAGAUGGACUAAACAAAGUAAAAGUUGGUGAUUAUUUAGGUGAAAAUAAUCCUUUUAAUAUAAAUAUAUUACAACAGUUUGUAGAACUAUAUAAUUUUUAUAAUAAAGAUUUUGAUGAAUCUUUAAGAGAGUUUUUAUCAAAGUUUAGAUUGCCUGGGGAAGCUCAAAAAAUAGAUAGAAUUAUGGAAUCGUUUGCAAAGAAAUACCAUAAAGAUAACCCAGGUACAUUCCCAGAUUCAGAUACAGCUUAUUUAUUAGCAUUUUCAUUAAUAUUAUUAAAUACCGAUGCUCACAAUCCAGCAAUUAAAAACAAAAUGACAAAGAAAUCAUUUGUUCAGAAUAAUACUGGCUUCAAGGGUAAAAAAGAUCUUCCAAUUGAAUAUCUAGAAAAUCUUUAUGACCGUAUUAUUAAUAGUGAACUUAAAAUGUCGGAUGACUCCUUAUUCUCAAAUGCUCAAAUUAAAGGUUGGUUAUUCAAAAUGACUUCAAAUGAAAAGAAAUGGCAAAAAAGAUGGUUCGUUUUAAAAAACAAUUGUUUAUAUUAUUUUAAAAAUGAAAAAGAUGAGGAUCAUCCAAAAGUUAUCAUACCUCUAGAAGGUUUAAAGGUUACACUAGUUAGUGAUUUGGUAUUUGAAAUAGAAGACUCAACAGUUGGUACAAUUAAAUCUGUUAAAUUAAAACAAACUGGUCCAAUAGAGGGUCAACAUUCAAAAUAUUUAUUAAAAGCACCAACCAUUGAAGAAUCAAACAAAUGGGUCGAUUCGAUUAGAAAUAAUGUUCUUGGUAGUCCAGUUUUACAAUUAAUUAAAAAAAAGAAAAAAAUUUUAAAUAGACCAUCAGGUAAAGAUCGUAGAAAAAGUGUAGCAAACGAAGCAGAGUCAGCAAAAUCAUACAACAAUAGAGGAAGCGGUGCGUCAACCUCACUACAAACCCAAAACAAUACAGUUUCAUCAUCAUCUUCUUCCCCAUCUACUCAACAACAACAUCAACAACAAAACAAUACAUCUGAUAAUCCAUCAAGUAGAAAAGAAAAUGAUUUUGAAACCAGUGGAAGUAUUAAAAGUGACGAUUAUUUAUCUCAAACAAUUACCGAAACUAGUCAAAGUAAAAAAACAGAAAAUGAUUUUUUAUUUAAUUAAUAUAAAAUAAAUCUAUUUAAUUUUUUU